AUGCGUACAAUCUGCGGGUAUACCGGAUUGGAAGUUUAUAGGUGGUUAAGGGGAGUAAUCGAGAAUGCCAACGGAGGUAUGGGUGAAUUAGGGAUGGAGGGACGCUUUUGGCACUUUGCUCUACGAAUGUACAAGAGCGGUAUCAUGGCGGCAGAGGAACUCUCGAACGAGGGGGAUGCUUUUAGCAAGAUUCACUCUUCUGCGAAGCAUUCGGCAGACAUCACGGCAGCGGAAUAA
Molecule: messenger RNA, 237 nt
Organism: Sclerotinia sclerotiorum 1980 UF-70
Lineage: Eukaryota; Fungi; Ascomycota; Leotiomycetes; Helotiales; Sclerotiniaceae
Exons: 2
Coding region: 1-237 (78 amino acids)
Source: RefSeq, a predicted model, not a curated record